GAAGCGGCUCCUCCUCCCACCUCUCCCGAAAGGGCCUGGAUCCAGGGCAUCCCAGGAUGCGUCUGGUGCAGAAGUCCCUGUGCCUGCUGCUGGUGGUCACGGCGUCCCUGGCCCUGCUCUACCUGCAUGUCUGGUCGCCCAAGCCCUACAGCACGGUCGACCUGCGCAACCAGCCAGACCGAGCCCCCGAGCAGCUGCUGGGCGAGCCCUUGCUGGGCCCCUCCAACAAGUUCGCUCAAAUCCCCUUCCGGCUCAAGGAGGAGAUCGUCGAGCUGCUGCCCAGGAACUCCUGCUCGUGCGAGGUGGCGCCCGGCGGGAAGUUGCCCUUCCCCAAGCAGCUCUUCAGCCACCCCUACUCGCUGGAGUUCGCCUCUGCCUUCGGCCCCACGGAGCUGGCGCGGAUCCGCAGCAGCCGGGAACAGGAGUACCAGAGCUACCUGCAGCGGACCCAGUCUCCAGCUGACCAGCUGCUGAUCGUCAGAGCCAACUCCCCGCUGGAGUACCCUGUCCAGGGCGUGGAGGUGCGCCCGCUCCGGACUAUCCUCAUCCCAGGGCUCAGCUUGCAGGCAGCCAGCAGUAAACUGUACAAGGUGACCCUGACGGCCACCCUGGGCACCUUCAACGUGGCGGCGGCGGUGGAGGGGGUGAAGGCGCAGGGCGAGGGGGAGACGUGUCUCUCGCUGUCAGCCCCCCAGCUGGACAACCUCAACCGCCAGCUGCAGUUCGUCACCUACACCAACACGCUUUUCCACCCCAACACCGUGGACACAGUGCAGUUUGCCACCGAUGGGCACCAGGCGUCUUUCACCAUCCGAAUCCGCCACACGCCCACGCCCAAGCUCUAUAACCCAGGUGCCCCGGGCGAUGGUGGAGCAGAUUACAACGUCAGCACCCUGGUCACCAUUGCGACCAAGACCUUCCUGCGGUACGACAAGCUGCGGGCGCUGAUCGCCAGCAUCCGCCGCUUCUACCCCACAGUGACCAUCAUCAUCGCGGACGACAGCCAGCACCCCGAGCCCGUGGAGGGCCCCCACAUAGAGCAGUACCUCAUGCCCUUCGGCAAGGGCUGGUUUGCAGGGCGCAAUCUGGCCAUUUCCCAGGUCACCACCAAGUACGUACUGUGGGUGGACGACGACUUCAUCUUCACGCCCCGAACCCGGGUGGAGAAGCUGGUGGACGUGCUGGAGAAAACCAGCCUGGACCUGGUGGGGGGCACAGUGCGGGAGAUCACGGGGGUCACCAACACCUACCGGCAGAAGAUCAGCGUGCAGGCGGGGGGCGAGGAGGGCGACUGCCUGCAGAUCCGCCAGGGCUACCACCACCUCCUCGAGGGCUUCCCCGGCUGCGUGGUCACCGACGGCGUUGUCAACUUCUUCCUGGCCCGCACGGCCAAGUUGCUGGAGGUGGGGUUUGACCCCCGGCUCAGCCGCGUCGCCCACCUCGAGUUCUUCAUCGAUGGGCUGGGCGUGCUGCACGUGGGCUCGUGCGCCGACGUGGUGGUGGAUCACGCGUCCAAGCUCAAACUGCCCUGGCAGAAGUCGGAGAGCGAGAAGCAGUACGCCAAGUUCCGCUACCCCACCUCGGACGACAGCAGCGUCAGCGUCAAAUACGGCCUCUUCUACUUCAAAAACCGCUUCAAGUGUAUGACGAGCAGCUAG
Molecule: messenger RNA, 1658 nt
Organism: Emys orbicularis (European pond turtle)
Lineage: Eukaryota; Metazoa; Chordata; Testudines; Emydidae
Gene: B4GALNT1
Product: beta-1,4-N-acetyl-galactosaminyltransferase 1
Exons: 11
Coding region: 57-1658 (533 amino acids)
Biological process (GO): ganglioside biosynthetic process
Cellular component (GO): Golgi membrane
Molecular function (GO): acetylgalactosaminyltransferase activity
Source: RefSeq, a predicted model, not a curated record